AUGGCAGGCACCAAGGAGAAGAAGCGCACCAACGGCGUUAAGCGCGAGCUAAACGCGACGAGCGAGCCCCCUACUAAGAAAGCGAAAUUGCUCGACAACACCGACGAUGAAGGCUCGGACAGCGACCAUGGCGGAGUGUCGCUCCAGGUCAACGAGGAAUACGCUCGCAAAUACGAGCACAACAAAAAGCAGGCAGAGAGAUUCCGAUUAGAGGAAAAGUACGGCAAAGACAAAGCGUUCGCAAACGGCGGCGACGAAUCCGAAGACUCGGAAGAAGGCGUGGAGGAGGAUGACGCAGCCGAACUGCUCGACGAGGAACUCGACGAACAGGUCAAUGCUACUCUCCAGGCUUUGCGCGCAAAGGAUCCUCGUAUCUACAACAAGGAAGCCAAGUUCUACAAGGCACUUGAGGAGGGCGAAAAUGGCGCAGAUGAGAAGGAGAAGAAGGAGGCGUCCAUGACACUGCGAGAUUACCAUACCAAGAAUCUACUUGAGGGAAAGUUCACGGUUGAAGACGAGGACGAAGAUGCACCGCCCAGGACAUAUGCACAGGAACAGGAGGAUGCUAGGCAAGAUCUCGUCAAGGCGCUCAAGGAUGCGGAUGAAGAAGAAGACGACGACUUCAUCGUUGCAAAGGAGAAGCCAGAGAAACCCAAGAACGACCGAGUCAAGAUCACUGCCGAAGACGUCGAGAAAGCUGACCAAGACCCCGAGACAUUCUUGUCCAACUUCAUGGCGUCUCGCGCUUGGGUGCCGACACAAUCUGCCCGCUUCCAGCCCCUCAUGUCCGACGACGAAGACGAAGACGCCGCUGCCGACGAAUGGGAAAACUCAUACAACCUAUACUUUGAGGACACAACUGGCGCAAAUGAGAAGAUUAUGACAUACGCGCGUGACGCCGUCGCAAGCACUACGGUUCGCCGAGACGAUAAGACUGGUCGAAAGAAGGCUCGUGAAGCUGCAAGGGCGAAGAGAGAAGCCGAAAGGAGAGAAAAGGAGCAAGAUCUUGCACGUCUCCGAAAGCUCAAGGUCGAAGACAUGGAGAACAAGGUCAAGCAGAUCCGCCAGAUCGGAGGUCUCAGCGGCAGGGAUUUCAAGAUAGAAGAGUGGAAGGAUGUAUUAGAAGCCGACUGGUCAGACGAGCAAUGGGAUGCCGAAAUGCAGAAGCGCUUUGGUGAUGCAUACUAUGGCGAGGCUGGCGUAGAGGACGACGAAGAGGGCAGCAAGAAGAGCAAGAAGCCUAAGAAGCCCAAGUUCGACGACGACAUUGAUAUCAAGGAUCUUGUCCCUGACUUCAAGGACGACUCGGACGAAGAGCGACCCGACCUCUCAUCAGAUGAUGAGAUGCCCGAUGCUGCAGCCGAAGAUGACGACCACGACGAAGCAGAGGCCGGUGCAUCAUCCAAGAAGUCAUCAAAACAACGCAAACAAGAACGCGCAGAAGCUAAAUCCACCGCGCGUCGCGACCGCCGCCUGAUAGAGAACCUCGUCAAUGAAAACCUCGAAUACGAGGCCGCGCUCGCUUCCAAGCCCUCCAAGGCCGCCUCCCGUUUCCGCUACCGCGAAACAUCUCCCACAAGUUUCGGUCUGACUGCGCGCGACAUUUUGCUCGCAGAUGACAAGGCGCUGAACGACUUUGCUGGACUGAAGAAAUUGGCUGCAUUCAGGGAUCCCAUCAAGAAGAAGAAGGACAAGAAGUUUCUCAGUAAGAAGGCUCGCAUCAGGCAAUGGAGAAUAGACACUUUUGGCGAUCCAGACGGGCCCAAGGGUGGAUUUGAGAGCCUGCUUGGUGAAGAAGAGGCUGCUGCUCCUUCUGGGCGCGACAACGACAAUGACGGCAAUAUUGUCGAAGGCGAGAAGAAAAAGAAGAAGAGGAGUCGCAAGAGGAAGGCUGCUGCUGUCGAAGCGUAA
This is a messenger RNA of Alternaria atra, 1911 nucleotides long. RefSeq lists its product as uncharacterized. The transcript has 2 exons. Gene Ontology annotation, cellular component: 90S preribosome; nucleolus. Gene Ontology annotation, biological process: endonucleolytic cleavage in ITS1 to separate SSU-rRNA from 5.8S rRNA and LSU-rRNA from tricistronic rRNA transcript (SSU-rRNA, 5.8S rRNA, LSU-rRNA). The record is from RefSeq and is a predicted model, not a curated record. The coding region runs from base 1 to 1911 and encodes 636 amino acids. NCBI's taxonomy places the organism in Eukaryota, Fungi, Ascomycota, Dothideomycetes, Pleosporales, Pleosporaceae.